AUGUCAACAUCACCCCCAAAAACAACCGAAGCCUGGACUUACACCUCCCCCUCAACCCCCCGCACAGCCCUCACCCUCACCACCUCCCACCCUCUCAACUUCCCUCCCUCCAACUCAUCAGAAGAAACCCUCCUCAUCUCCGUCUCCCACGCAGCCCUCAACCCAGGCGACAUAGUCAGCUUAACCGCCAUGCCUUUCUUCCUGCACUCCACCCCCUCCGCCGUCCCAGCCUUUGACUUUUGCGGCACCGUCCUCCGGUCCCACAACCAGGCAAGAUUCUCCCCGGGGGACAAUGUAAUCUGCUUCCCACCCCUCCCCCACAUGCUCAAGACAGGAAUCGGCGGUCUCCAGAAGAUUGUCCCCAUCCCGGCAAAAUACUGCGUCAGACUCCCCCAAGGAAAGAAACCCAUCGACGGGGCGGGGUUGAUGCUUGCCGGUUGCACCGCCUUGCUUCAAGUCCGUCAGGCGGGGGUAAAAAAGGGGGAUAGAAUCCUUGUUGUUGGGGCUAGCGGUGGGGUCGGGAGCGCGGCGGUGCAGAUUGUUCGUGAUGUUGUUGGGCUGGGGGGGUAUAUCGCUGGUGUUUGCUCUGGUCGGAAUGAGGGGUUGGUUAGGUCGCUGGGGGCGGAUGAGGUGGUGGAUUAUACGCUUCACAAGGACCUGCCUGGGUAUUUAACAGAGAGGUUUGGUGGGGAGGGGAGGCGGUUUGAUCAUGUUAUUGAUGGGUAUGGGAAUCAGGAGUUGUAUAAAUUCUUGUGCUGGGUUUUUGAAGGAGGGGGGGGUUUAUGA
Molecule: messenger RNA, 786 nt
Organism: Podospora anserina S mat+
Lineage: Eukaryota; Fungi; Ascomycota; Sordariomycetes; Sordariales; Podosporaceae
Exons: 1
Coding region: 1-786 (261 amino acids)
Cellular component (GO): mitochondrion
Molecular function (GO): zinc ion binding; oxidoreductase activity
Source: RefSeq, a predicted model, not a curated record